GUGCCAGGUUUGCCAGCAGGUCCUGCGCUGGCUGUCAGGGCAGACGUCACCUGAGCCUCUGCUACCGCCUUUGGGCUCCUGUUAUGGUUUGAUUUAUUCCGUAGUCUUUGAGUCGGUCAGCUGCCUGUCCACCAGGGUGGCAAAGGAAAAGCAUAAAGAUUCAAAGGCAUCGAAAGAAGAGGAGGUGGAGGAAGGUCAUAAAGAAGAGAUGACAGGCUUGAAUACUGUCUGCUCUAAAAGCACUUUUGAAACUGCAAACCUAGAAGUGCUCAGGGGUGGUGCACAGCUGAGCCCAGAGAGUGACAGCAGCAGGCUCCUCCGGUCUCACAGGAGCAAGAAGGACCUGGAUGGCUCCCACACGGUGACCUGCACGCUCACUGUCUCGCUGGCUGUCCCCACCCUGCCUGCUGGAGAAAAGCAGAAGAAAUCCAAUCCCACUGAUAAACAAGGAAAGAGAAUUCAAGUUGAUGCAUCGCGAGCUGUUCCAAGAAUGCAGCGUUGCUAUCAGAUUGAGUACUUCCUCCUACCAGACGAGCUCGUGCCUAGAAAACUAGAUUUGGUGUUGGUUGGAGCAGUCGCAAAUCUACAUACAAAAUCUGGUUCCAAGGCCAUUACGCCAUGGUUUGAAGAUGACAAGAUGUGGUUAUCAUGGAACCAUAGCACUGAUAUCCGUGUCACUAAUGAAUAUCUAAUAAAACUAAGAGAUCACAAAAUCAUUGUAAACAUCUGGGAUGCCAAGGACAAAGUUUCCUCAAAAGCGAAGGGUGCUAACCGCAAAGUUAAUUCUUCACUAGAACGCGUACAGGCUGUUGAUGAUGUAAACUACACAGUGCUUUUGCAAAGAAAGUUCUUUGAAGAAAGUCAGCCAGCACCCAGCUGUACAAAAACCAAAGCAGCAAAGAAAUCCAGAGCACAGGAGCCUUCAGCCCUUCCUGUUGAAGCAGAAGAAACUGGUCUAAACAGACGAGCACUGUCUCAUUGUGGUUUGCCACCUCCAUCCAGGACGGGCGACUCGGGCGCAGUAGGUGUGAUAUUUGCAAAGACCACGUUGCUGGAGAAGGCCCAGGUUCUGAAGCAGAAAGCAGUUGCUGGUCUCCCUGUUAAUUCAACUUCAAAAGAUGCUGAGAAAAAAAAUCAUAAUAUGGGAGUUCUGAGAUAUGAAGCAAACAAGCCAGCCUCUGCGAAUGUCCAACUCUGCCUUCUGUCAACAGGCAGAAGAGGUUCUGGUCCCAAAAGAAACAUCGAUGCUCCUCAGGCAAAGAAAAAUGACAUUGCUUCUCUGCAGUUAGAUCUCAUGCCUCUCCUCGCAGGAGAAAAAACAGUGACCAGUCGUCUGACAGAAAACAGUUGUAAAGUUUUAGAUGUUUAUGUGACCUUCACUGUGGAAACACCUCUUCUGUCUGAAAGACAAAGACAUGAAUUGAAUCCACUGGUUAUAAGGAUUCAUUCAGCUACCUGCCUCCCGAACACACCUGUACCGAUAGAGGAGCUACAGAGACUGUGUGUUCCCGUCUACUGCAAAUACAAAUUUCAUAACUUUCCACCUCAUCGAACUCAUGGACAAGUCCAUGGAACUCACGUCUACUUUAAGGAUGUUAAUGUGCUUCUUACAGGCUUGAUGGAACCUGGGGAACUGCAGAAGUGUCUUAGAGGUCCACCUUUAGAGGUUGAAGUUCAUGACCGGGAUAGAAACAUGGAAAAUGACACAGAAAAGCCCUGUUUGUCUGGGAAAGAUGGUGAAGAUGAGGACCGGAACAAGGAGCGCCUCCUUGCUUGCAAAUCCGCAGUCUGUAAUUCUUCUACAGAGGACAAAGUGUGGCAUCCGCAUGGGGUAGCUAAAGUCAGUCUAACUGAAUUGUUGUUAGGUAGAAAGUACUUGGCUAUCAAUGCUCCCAUUCAUAGCUGCUCAGCUCCAAGUACAGCUGCUUCCAGUGAGGAGGAUAAAACAAAGAGGACAACAGAAUUGGUGCGCAGUUCUACCCUGCUCAAUAUGGGACAUUAUCUACAAUCAGACUCUCUUUUGAAAGUGAGAGUGGAAAUGACUGUGCCAUUGGCAAUGCAUGCACGAGCUGCUGAUGCUCACGUCACAAAUCGCCCGUUUGGUUAUAUAAUCUAUGUUUUUGACUACAAUAAUUCAUCUUUAUUACAUGAAUUGAUGGAAGAGAUUAUGGAAAUCAAUGCUCAAGCCCUCCAGCUGGACUGCUAUCCUGUACACUCAAUGGGAAUGGCUCUUGCUGCAUCUAAACUGCAGACCACGCUUGAGGAAGUUUCUGAGUUGGAUAUUGUUACUGGUUUUCACUUGCUGGAUGGAGCAACACAUCUCUUUGUCUUGGAGGGAUUAAAAGACAAAGCAAUCAGGAGGCUGUGGGAUAGACACUUUGAAAGGACUCACAGACGUGAAGACGGGCAGCUUGAAAUCCUGUAUAACUCACAGCUGUCUUUCCAUCAGCGCCUCUAUACAGACCUGGAAGCUAUCUUUUAUCACUGCCCCCUCCGGCAGCCCCUCCUCACUAUAACAAAGCAGCCUCUGCUGUAUGUCAGAGGUGCGGUGCCGGGGGCAUGUUUCCAAGCCUUGUCCAGGCUGAGUUCCCUCCGUCACUGUAAGAGGCUGAGGGAUGUAGUCCAUGGGAAGUUGCUGCCCUCGGCAGAGAUGAUCACAGCCUUGGGUCACGAGUAUGGAGCACCCCUGGCCAUCAAAGAUCUCUUUGCUCAGAAACCUCCAUUACACUUGGUUUCCUCUGGUGACUACACAGUACCAGGAACAGUUAGCAGAGCGCAACAGGCAGCACGUUCCUCAUUAGGUAACUGUAGUGAAACAUGGGUGCAGAGGAAGAAAGAAAGAGCAGGCAAAAUGUCUUCCAAGAGAAAGCAUCUUGAGACUAACUCUGGGGCUGUGUGCCAACUCAAAGGAAAGACGGAAAAGCCAAAGUUUGAAGCUUUCAGGAUUUCUCCUAUUGAUGGCAAAUCCGUCUUUAACUACAGCUCCCAGACCCUGAAUUCUGCAGAACUUGCAAAGCAGCAGCUGCGCCAGGAAAUGGCCAAGGAACCGAAGAAGAGAUUCACUUACUGCCAUGAGUACCUGUCAGCCACCUUCGAGCCAGUGGAUGUGGCUGCUGCCCAUAAAGAAGACUUUGCAAAAUCCAAGAAGAUGUGGCUGUCACCAAACGGAUUUGUAUUUCCUGGAUUUAAGAGCAGCAUGGAAAGCAACCUGCACCCUCGAGUGCCAGAUGAGGCACAUGUGGAGGAGUUGAGUGAGAAAUGGCAGGAGAAUGCUCUGCAUGCGAACAUGGAGCCAGCGCUGUCGAGAGGCAGAUGGAGCUGGGGCAAACAGGCCAUUGAUUUUGAUCUUUACAAGAAGCCACCUGAGCUCUUCAUGACAACAGCCCCCGAGCCUGAUGCUGCCUGGAUCCUGCAGACUCUGUUUGAUGAUCCCAAGCGGAAAGCUCGCCGGUGCUGCACGGCAGCCGCUCGUGGGCCAAGAGCCAGCGCUCAGCGGUGGGAGCAGCUUGGGCUUCUGAGAGACGAAGCUCAGAAAUCCUCGCUCGGGAAGGCAGGACCCAUUGUGAAGGUAAAGGGUAACGUUCCCUGGGUACCGACACUGGCACCGACCACUGCGCAGCCACAGCCACCCUGCGCCUCAGGGAGGGCAGAUACUGCGUGACACUGAAUUCUGCACAAUAAGAAGUAAAAAUAUCUGUUAAAACCGAUGUUGGUAGCACUGGGUGACUCAAUCUUACAAAGCUCUUAGAAAAACGUCUCAGCCAAGGCACAAGAUGAUUUAUUUUAAUUAUUUUUUUUAAGUUCUUGGCUUUGAUUCUUGGAGAUAAUGUGGAGAAUUUCUGUUCAAUUAACUAACUUGUCUGUCAGGGGGUGAGAAAAGAACAAUUCUUGGCCAGCUGGCUUAGAGGCUCUAAGGGAACUGUAAUGAUGUCCCCAAGUGAAGUGGAGGGGUCGAGGCCUCUCUAUAGCCGAGAAGCCAAACGCCUCCCCUUGUUGUGUUGAUUUCCAUGGUGCUGUGUGGGCUUCCUAAGCACCGUGCUCCGGCCUGUGGUGCACAGAUCCCACACAGACACGCUGGUUCGUGAGACUGAAGGAUUUGUGCUCAUUCAUAUGAAAAGCUUUAUGGGUGGCCUGCACCUUGCUGUUCUUUUGUUGGCUGAAUCAUAGGCCGUGCUUGCAUAGAAAUGACUGACCCAACCCCUGCGCAUGCUUUCAGAGCUGCUUUUGAUCAAAGGGGCUGAAGCUCGCUGUUGGCUACAAAUGCUCUAGAAAAACAAACACAGGAACCAUGAGAAUAUUGGUAACAAAAGCGGAGUUAAACCUUUGAGGCCAGCUCACUGCCACCCACCUGCUUUUAUUUUGUUCCCAUUUUGUGUGUCCCUGUGUCGAGUGGCCACAGGGCUGGUGUCGGGCUUUGAACUGCGCAGCCCUCUGUGCUCGGCCUCACGCUUUGGUUUGGCUGUUUGGACUAUGAAACUUGUCCAGCUUGGACCCUUUGCCUGGUUCCGAUAAUUCCAAUCUGCAGCCCUUUUUGCCUGAUGGCACAUCAAUACUCUUGUUUGUUGAUGAUAUAACUUAGAUCUUGCACUAUGUGACAUUCUAACGCCAUCAGCCUUGAUGCUGUCAUAGCCCAAGUUCUUGAAUGUGUUCUUCAAUCCUUCCCGCUGGAGCCCGUGGGAACCAUGGCUGUUUGCCUCUCAAAACUGGCUGAGCUGUUGCAAAGACAACCCUUUCCCAAGGAGCUGGUGCUGUGUGCGGUCACCUUCAAGGCUCUGCUUUAGAAAAAAGAAGUAAAAACCCAACACCCCUAACAAACAGAACCAAACCAAACCCAGAAGGCUCUGUAUUUUUAAUUCUUGGGUUUUUUUUUUCCGGAGUCGCCACCUUUGCUGGUGCAGGGCUUUCUCUCUGACAGAAACGGAAAGUCCUUGGUGGGUGACACGCCUGGCUGAAGGAACACAGAAUUCAGACAAGGUGGAUAUGUUACAGUGAAGCAGAGUCACAUUAACACCUCAGCACCAUUUACUUUCUGCUUAUUUAUAAGUGAGGGUAUUUCCGGAGGGGUGACCACACUGUCUCAGCUCCACGCGCUCGUUCGGUGCCAUUGCCUUUGAUUCUCUGCACGUUCUUUUGCAGUUGUUCUCUGCCAGUUUGUCUCUCUCGGGUCCCCUUCUCCUGCCCCUGACUUUGUUUAAAUCUUUGCUGUGGCAGUUUAGCGUUGGUUGCUGGGUGCCACGGCUUUGCCUCCGGCCCGUGCAGGUGGUGCCAUUCCCUCCCCUGUCGCCCUGGCUCACCAAAGCUGCACGUUCUGCGUGGCCCGGCUGUUGCUGGAGCGCAGCGGGGAUGGCUGGGCCUGCUCUGGCCGCCCUUCCCAGGGGCUCAGCCCACGGCACUGCCCCGCUGAGCCCUGCCCAGGCAGCGGGCACAGGCUUUGGUGUCCCUGACAGGAUUUGUGCUACAGAAGAAAAUAAGCAUGUGGUUUAAAAAUUAGGCUCCGGUACCUGCUUGGAGCUGGCCUGGCGCUCAGCCCGUGCACUUUACUCAGCCAUGUGUGAGCGUACCCUGGCCCACGGCGUGGGACGCUCGCUGUUGGUGUUCAAGCAGUGCUUCAGCAGGUGGUGGGGCUCUCAGAGCUUGUCCGGAGCAGCCACGUGAUGUUCACGCAGGACAAUUUCUGCUCAGUGCUUCUACAGCCUCGAGCUGUGGGACAGCCCUGGGGACGCUGCCCAGCGAGCCUUGGCUUUGUGGCCUGGCCCGGCCUGAGCGGCUGCUUGGUUUAGCUUUGUUUGUUUCAUUUUUCCCACUUAACAUUAGGAAUCUGUGAUUUGUAACUUAAAGGUUUUGAGGCGCAAAGGUUGCACAUACCCCAACCCCUCAAAGAUCUCAGCUCUGGGCUUGUAAGGACCAUACAAGGUGGAGCAUUUCCAACCCUACUGUUCACCUGCAGCGUAGCUGCCCUCAGGCUCACCUAUGGAAGAGUUCAUGAGGGCGCAACAGCUUUCAUUUGUCUUGUCCAUGUUGUGGGGAAUCCACACAUUUAAAAGCUGGCUCACCUUGGAGCCCAAAGGCACUAAACUUUCCCUUUCGGCAGCGAUUGCUCACCUCCUCCUUUUUUAAAGCCUGUCUGAGCACACACUGUGCUCCUGGCUCAGCCCUGCUGGUGCCAACCGGCCUCACGGCAGUGUCUCAGGUGCCCUCCCAGGAGAAGCAUCAGCAGUGGCUCUGUACCAGCUCCCGCUGAGCAGCACAGCCUGAAGUGGAGUGAGACCGUGAUCCCUGGGCACUACAGAGAGCGUAAGAAGCUGGAAAAGCUCCAAGGUGCAGAUUUCAGGUAAGACAACCUCCUUGCUCGAAAUGGCGAGAGCAGGCGCACCGUCAGUUCAUGUGGUGCAGGUCAGGGUUACAGACACAGACACUGUAAGAAGAAAUUACUGGGUCUGUAAAUUAAAUUCUUGGGGUGUAUCCCAAAGAAACAAACUUAUUCUCUAGGAUAAGUUGUCAUUCCUGGGCACUGCCCUUUGGAGCCCAGACUCCAGCACGAAGGAGGGAGGUUUGCCACUGGCAAACGCUGGGCCUCGGUGUCACCGUGUGUCAGACUGUGCUUCUCACAGCACUGCAGACCCCCCUUUAGCCCUGUGCUGCUGCCAUUCCAGUCUAAGAAAAAAAAUCUAAGAAAAAUCUAAGAAAAAUCUAAGUUCUUGAAGAGCCAUUUUUAGCUUUCCACUCUAAUUUAACUGCUAGAAGUUUGAAGAUGUUUCAUAUUCUUUAACCUUUCUAAAUUGAACUAAAGCAGACACAACUCCACCGCUGACAGCAAAGCUGUAUUUGCUGUUUCGGUUACACAGGGAGCAACGCGGAGUGGUUUAAUUGGUAUUUUGUUCUUUAUUUAUGAGCUCUGGCCUUUAUGUUGCUGUUGUGCCAUCGCAGUCUAAGAUACGACUUCAGUUCAUGUGGUUAUUCAGUUCCUGCAGCCGUGCGCCCUUUCAGAACCCUCCCAUGAAUCGUCACUCCUGCUUUGCACGGUCACACUUCAGCUUUCUGAGUGUGGGUCCAUCGGCUCCUGCGCUGCCCCCACAGUCCACUGGGCGGAACACCAGAGUCCCAGUUUGAGGCUGUCCUCUGCCCUCCUCCAGAGCCCACACCAACCUUUAAAUGCUACAGAACUGGAUGAGCCAAAUUCGUUAUGCAAAUCACAUUUCUCCCAAGGGUCACUCAGCGGGAAUGAAUUAACAUCAUGGAGCAAGCGCCAGAUGCGGUGCGCUCCCUGGCGAGUUUUACAGCUUUCAUUGGGAAACUGCAACUCUGUUUUUCAGAGGUUGUAGAUGAAGAGCUUCAUCGUAGCUUUGUUACAGGUUACCCGGCUAUAAUCAUCAGUUUCCACGAUGGAACAACCCACAAGAGCCGAGGCCGCACGCCCUCCUUGAACAACAGGGAAACCCUUCCUGGAUGUGCUCUGGACGCGGGUGAACAGAGGUGUGACCGUUCGCCUGUGACCCGCAGCAACUGCCUUCCAAAUGAAACCAUCCCCAAAGGGGAGUCCAGGGAUACGGCAUGAAUGCGUCGCUGGAUGGAACAGCCCUCACGGGGGCAAUUACGAAGUCGCUGUGUCACAUUUAGGGUUAGUGAGGGCAGAGCAGAAAAAAGGUUUAAACUGUCAUUAAGUCUGAGGAAUGCUCAUGAAAAAUGAGUUGUCUCAGGAGGGCUUUUAAGGAAGAUGACAGCUUAUAUUUAAAUAAAACCCCUAAUUAUUGUUUGUAAAAACCAAAACAAAGCAAAGGUGCCAGCGCAGGGCUUAGACCAAGGCAGAGCUCAGAACAUGGAGAAGUUCUGAUUAAACACAGGGAAAACCAAGCAAACGGGCACGUGUGAGGCAGCAGAACCCCCAUCCCCAGAGACCCUCCCACCGCCCGGACAAGGCCACAAUGGCUGCAACUGGUGC
Cuculus canorus (common cuckoo) is the source of this 7939-nucleotide messenger RNA. It is a transcript of the gene CFAP92, whose product is annotated as cilia and flagella associated protein 92 (putative). The coding region runs from base 209 to 3661 and encodes 1150 amino acids. The transcript has 16 exons. The record is from RefSeq and is a predicted model, not a curated record. Lineage: Eukaryota; Metazoa; Chordata; Aves; Cuculiformes; Cuculidae.